AUGGUUGGUGGAGCCAAUGAGAAGAGUCUGUUGAGUGCGCAGCUGAAAGGAUUCCCUCUGUUUCUGCACUCCAACCUGGGCCUGAAGGACUGUACCGUCAACCCCAAAUCCCCUCUGCUGCACGUCACACGAGCGCGACAGGUGUUUAGCGGUCCUCUGCCCGGGGACGACUGGACUGUCUUCCAGUCCAAUCACUCCACCUACGAGCCGGUUCUGCUGGCUAAAACCCGUUCGGCCGAGAGCACUGGACUCAUGCACACAUCCGUGGUUCAGGAUCUCGGGCUUCAUGACGGGAUUCAGAGGGUUUUGUUUGGACACAACCUCUCCUUCUGGCUACACAAGCUGGUGUUUGUGGACGCGCUGUCCUUCCUCACCGCUAAGAGACUGUCUCUGUCCCUCGAGCGCUUCAUACUGGUGGACAUCGAUGAUAUAUUUGUGGGAAAGGAAGGGACCAGGAUGAAGGUGGCAGAUGUGAAGGCGUUGGUUGAAACUCAGAAUGAGCUGCGCAGAUCGAUUCCAGAUUUCACCUUUAACCUGGGCUUCUCGGGGAAGUUCUUCCACGCAGGUACUGAUGAGGAGGAUCGGGGUGAUGAUCUGCUGCUAUCGUAUGUUGAUGAGUUCUGGUGGUUUCCUCACAUGUGGAGUCACAUGCAGCCGCACCGCUUCCAUAACCAGAGUGUGUUAGCAGAGCAGAUGAUGCUGAACCGACGCUUCGCUGAGGAUCACUCCAUCCCGACUCAUCUGGGUUAUGCGGUGGCUCCUCAUCACUCCGGCGUGUAUCCCGUCCACAUCCAGCUGUACGAGGCCUGGAAGCGCGUGUGGGACAUCAGAGUGACCAGCACUGAGGAGUAUCCACACCUCAAACCCGCUCGAUUCAGACGCGGAUUCAUUCACCGUGGUAUCAGAGUUUUGCCCAGGCAGACGUGCGGUCUGUUCACACACACCAUCUUUCAUAAGGACUAUCCCGGCGGGCCGCAGGAGCUGGAGCGGAUCAUUGACGGAGGGGAGCUGUUCCUCACCGUCCUGCUCAACCCCAUUAGCAUCUUCAUGACACACCUGUCCAACUACGGGAACGACCGUCUGGGUUUGUUCACCUUCAAACGGCUGCUCAACUUCCUGCUCACCUGGACUCACCUGAAACUACAGACGCUUCCUCCGCUGCAGCUCGGCAACAAAUACUUCCAGCUGUUUCCGUCGGACGCCGAGCCGCUCUGGCAGGACCCCUGUGAGGAUAAAAGACACAAGGACAUUUGGUCGAAAGAGAAAACCUGCGACCGUUUCCCAAAACUGCUGCUCAUUGGGCCUCAGAAGACGGGAGCGAUGGCGCUCUAUCUGUUUCUGGGGAUGCAUCCUGAUCUGAGCAGUAAUUACCCCAGUAAAGAGACGUUUGAGGAGAUUCAGUUCUUCAGCAGUCACAGUUAUCACCGGGGCAUCGACUGGUAUAUGGAGUAUUUCCCCCUCCCGUCCAACAGCAGCUCUGAUUAUUAUUUUGAGAAAAGUGCCAGCUAUUUCGAUUCGGAUGUAGCCGCGGCCAGAGCUGCAGCGCUGCUGCCCAGAGCGAGAAUCAUCACGGUCCUGAGUGACCCUGUGGAGCGAGCCUUUGCCUGGUACCAGCAUCAGAGAGCACAUGCUGAUCCUGUGGCUCUGAAAUACUCUUUCCAUGAUGUCAUUACGGCAUCCCACAAUGCACCUGUGAAGCUGCAGGUUCUGCAGAAGCGUUGUCUGGCUCCAGGAUGGUACGCCACACACCUCUCGCGCUGGCUCGAACACUACCACCACGACCAGAUUCUGGUUGUGGACGGCCAGACAUUGAAAACGGAUCCAGCAUCAGUCAUGGAGAAGAUCCAGACUUUUCUGGGUUUGGAGAAUCAAGUCGAUUACCACAAGACACUAGCGUUUGACCCAAAGAAAGGCUUCUGGUGUCAACUGCUGGACGGAGGAAAGACCAAGUGUUUAGGGAAGAGUAAAGGACAGAGAUACCCGGACAAACAAUCUCAGGUGUUUUUGAGGAACUACUACAGAGAUGGUAAUAUCCAGCUCUCUAAACUGCUGUAUAAAAUGGGUCAGGUUCUGCCCGGCUGGCUCAGAGAGGAUCUGCUCAACAUCAGGUAACAGAGGCUCUCGUUUGGUCAACAGCACAAACGUCUGGAGUGCCAUAAGACUCUCAGAGUCCACCGAUGGACGUACAGGAGGAACAAACCACCUCUGACUGGAGCUUGUUCUUACCUAGAUGAGUUUGAACUAAAAACAAAUUUAAAGAACUGACUUAGUACUUUUAAAACGUGCUGAUAGUAAUUUUGUAAUUAUUUAAAGUCCAGUAUUUAUGAACUGACUUUUAUCUGUCCUGUUAUUGACACUGGAUCAGACUGUGCUGAACUAAUAUGAAGAUCCUCAAACAUAUUGCUGCAGAAACUCAACAACUUUAUUUUUACUCAACAAAUUUGAUGCAGACUCGAUUUGAUUUUAUGAAGUCAAAAAUUAUGCCAACGGCCUGUGAUGUCUAAUAUGGACAUUUUUGUUUUACUUUUUGUUUUUACAUUUUUCGCUAGUUCUCUGUUGUUGUUGUUUUUGUGUGUUCGGGGCAGUUUUACAUUUUCUAACGUGGACGUUUACAGGAGUCGAUUUACUCGCCUUCAUGUCGCUUCAAACAGAGGACUUUCUCUCUCUUCUGUGAAACUUUGUUGAGCGCCAAAAGUACCAUCAAACAUUAGUGCACUAUAUUCCAUCUCUUCAGAAAUCAUGUGAUGCUCUGAGUGACAAACAGAUUGAAAUUUCAGUGAGUUGUCGUAAUUUUAUUCAUGUUCAUUGUAUGAAAUAUAAUCUUUUGUGUUUCACAGAAGAACUUCAUAGAGGUUUGAAUGACAUGAGUGUGAGCUAAUCAUUGUUUUUGGGUGAAUUAUCCAUUUAAAGUUGCAUCUCAUUAGCUAAAUCAUACAUGGUUAAAUAUUAGAGCAAAAUAAUAAAUUGCUACUGUAGUGAAUUUAGAGUUUAAAGUGCCAUUUAAGUGUUUUUUGUGUGUGUGUGUGUGUGUGUGUGAGAACAGCCUGUUAAUGUCAUGUUAUUUGUUUUAUUUUCUCAUUGUGGUUGAAACACAAAACUGGUGAUUUUAUUAAAAGGUAAAUGUGUUAUUAAACCAAUAGUCCACCCAAAAUCUAAAAUUGUAUUUUGUUUAUCCUCAAUGUCUUUCGAAACUCAUAUAACUUAAGUGGAAAACAAAAUGUUUAGAUUUUUCCCUUCAAAUCAGGCUUGAUGUCAGUGAAAUCAAACAAACUACUGGCUCUCAUAAUUGCGUUUUCCUUUACUGUUCCUGGCAUUUUCAUUUAUUUAUUUAUAAUUUUUUUCGUAAAGGUCACCUGUCAUUUGUGUGAAAUUCAUUAUACAUUAAGGAAUAGAAUAUUGGGCAGAUGAUGAAAAAAUCACUCAUGUGACCUUUGGAAAACCACUUUUAUUACUACAGGGUUUAUAUUGUAGUGCCCAAAAACCAUGGUAUUAACAGUUUCUAUGGAUUAUUGAUAUGGUAAUAUGAAUAUAUGUGCACAGAUUGAAGCGUCUCUCACUACAUGAUUCAGAAAUCAAUUCUCAUGUUUUCUUCUUGGACUGAAAUCUGACCUGGUCAAACGCAUGAAGAUUAGAGCAAAAUAAACCUCACUG
Sinocyclocheilus anshuiensis is the source of this 3651-nucleotide messenger RNA. RefSeq names its product bifunctional heparan sulfate N-deacetylase/N-sulfotransferase 1-like. The transcript is spliced from 15 exons. NCBI's taxonomy places the organism in Eukaryota, Metazoa, Chordata, Actinopteri, Cypriniformes, Cyprinidae. Bases 1 to 2112 code for a protein of 703 amino acids. Gene Ontology annotation, cellular component: Golgi apparatus. The record is from RefSeq and is a predicted model, not a curated record. Gene Ontology annotation, molecular function: heparan sulfate N-sulfotransferase activity; hydrolase activity; deacetylase activity.